Molecule: messenger RNA, 2046 nt
Organism: Aspergillus caelatus
Lineage: Eukaryota; Fungi; Ascomycota; Eurotiomycetes; Eurotiales; Aspergillaceae
Product: flavin monoamine oxidase family protein
Exons: 2
Coding region: 1-2040 (679 amino acids)
Biological process (GO): amino acid catabolic process
Molecular function (GO): L-amino-acid oxidase activity; polyamine oxidase activity
Source: RefSeq, a predicted model, not a curated record
AUGGCGCCAACCUUUCACAGUUAUACGAGUGGGCUCUUAGCCUUGGGACUUUUCCAGGUAGGCUGGGCCGGUGUUGUACACAAGCAGACAGAACUGGUCCAUUUCCGAGUCCCAGAUGUCACCGCUGACUCCUUACACAACGUCCAUAUCGACUUCCUUCACCCGGGCUUCCAAGGUGAGGUUCACCUCCUGUAUGGGGCCUGCGAUAUCUCUAGCUCCAGCGAAAAGCACCAUGAGAUUGGAACCAUAUAUGUCAAGCGACACGCUCAUCCCGAGCGCUUCGUCUGGGCAACUCCCUCGGACACUCCCCACCUUCAUUGCCUUCACGCCUUUUCAGGAUCGACGUUGGUAGGAAGAUCAGCCCCAGUGUCUGUCGCCGCACAACUCGUACGGCGAGAGAGUAUUGCAGAUGUUGCCGAUGCAAUGGGGCCGUGGUUCGAUGGUGUCGCAUACAUGCAGGCAAAGGAGCCUGGGAAGGUCGUGGUGUCUCAAGCAAAAGACGCCUCCGUGGCAAUUAUCGGAGGGGGCAUGUCCGGCCUGAUGACUAGCCUUCUAUUAGAGUCAGUUGGCAUGCACAACUGGCACAUUAUUGAGUCUUCCAGUAGAAUUGGAGGCCGUAUCCGUACCGAAUACCUCAACCAUACUCGCCCGGACCAAUAUCAGUAUCAGGAGAUGGGUCCGAUGCGGUUCCCCGUCAGCAUCACCUAUGCGGACACAAAUGAGACCCUCGAGAUUCAAGAUCACAAGAUGGUCUUCCAAUUGAGCGAUGUGCUCAACGAAAUGAAUACCGAUCAUCCGGAACUUGCUGUCAACUUCAUCCCCUUCAUUCAGAAUAGUCCGAAUGUCCCAGCCAGCUCCGGGGGUUACCGUUUACCAAAUGGUCUGAUCCCUACUGCGGCAGAUGUAGCUGCCAAUUCAUCACUUGUAUACAAAGCAGCAUCUUCCAACGCAACAGAAGCCGCAGGUGCAGCGCAAGCAUACAAAGACUAUACUACUGCGGACAAGAUCAGCCGAAAGAUUGUCACCGACAUGUAUCAGGCACACAAGUCUGCAGUCGAAAGUGGAUAUUUCCACUGGUCAGAAGCCGGCUAUUUGCGAUAUGCUCUGGGGUACAAUGACAAUAUUACCGACUACGUUGCCGGGUCUGACGACACUCCGAUGUGGGAUAGUCUCUAUGAAGGCGUCUACUUCAGUGCCACAAAGUGGCGCACCAUCGACAAAGGACUGGAAUCACUCCCACGCGCCUUCUGGCCACACGUCGCCAAUAAGACCACAUUGAACCGCACGAUCCAGGGGCUAUCCUUCAAUGAGAGCUCCGGAAGGAUCGCUGUCAAUUGGCGCGAUGAUCCAAUGCAACUGGAACCCGAAAGUGCAGAAUAUGAUUAUGCGGUUGUCUCUGUGCCAUUCAGCAAGGUUCGUCUAUGGGAUAUGCCUCGCUAUUCAUCUCUUCUGAGUCGCGCUAUCUCCACCAUGAAUUACGCCCAGUCCUGUAAAAUGUCUCUACAUUUCAAGACACGGUUCUGGGAACACCAGGAGAAGCCCAUCUUCGGAGGAUGCGGAUCCGUGGACUUGCCGGGAAUCGGCUCUGUCUGCUAUCCAUCCUUCAACAUAAAUGCCACCGGACCUGGAGUUGUCCUCGCAUCAUACGUCAGCGAUACUCCGGCACGGUCGAUCGUGGCGUUGAGCACUGAGGAUCACGUUGCUCUGGUACUACGCUCUAUGGUUCAGAUCCAUGGGAACAUUGCCGCCGAGCAAUACACAGGCAUCUAUGAUCGCCAAUGCUGGGAGGUUGAUGAGCAUCAAGCUGGAGCUUGGGCGGCUCCUCUCGUCGGACAGCAAGAGCUGUAUCUCCCCGCCUACUACCAAACCGAAUAUAAGACAAUCUUCAUCGGCGAACAUACUAGUUACACUCAUGCCUGGAUUUUCUCGGCGUUGGAUUCUGCCGUCCGUGGAACCACGCAGCUUUUGCUAGACCUUGGGUUAGUUGAUGAGGCGAAAGAAAUUGUGAAUACCUGGAUGGGGCGGUGGAUUAAGGUCUAAUAUGCU